AUGACCGCACGCAUGGUCCACUUCUCUAAGCUCAGCUUACCCGGCAACGCGUGCCCGGAAGACUAUACCCAGGAAACCAUCAGCAUCCUUCGUGAACGACUCCUCGACUCACAGCAACGUGGCGUCAGGGCUCAUCCCUCUGUCUACUUUGGCAUCUGGCAUCUGGCGCCUGGCAUUGGCGGAAUCCUAACCGUAGCACGGGCCGCCCACGUCUUCGACACCUCCGUCGACGCCAUCAUCACCGACCUCCUCGCCUGCCUCACGGUCGCAAAAUACGUCUGGCGCAGCCCGCACGCCACCAACAAAGACGUCGUAUGGAUGUGCGCCAACGCCAAGGAGGUGCUGCGCCACCUGUGCGUCCUGCGCACCGACCACAGCGUCACAGGCAAGAGAACCGAAUCGCUGCGCCUCGUGCUCAUCAUCGUCCUCUCACGCGCCGUCACCCGCGACGCCUGGCGCUCCAGCGUGCCUAAUAUGCGCCGGCUGAAGUGCGCACUGCAGGGCGUGGAUGUUAAUCGGGGAGUGACAGAAAGCUCUGCUGCAUCUCACGUUGCCCCGCUGGUCUGUUGA
Cyphellophora europaea CBS 101466 is the source of this 570-nucleotide messenger RNA. RefSeq lists its product as uncharacterized. Lineage: Eukaryota; Fungi; Ascomycota; Eurotiomycetes; Chaetothyriales; Cyphellophoraceae. The record is from RefSeq and is a predicted model, not a curated record. The transcript is spliced from 2 exons. The coding region runs from base 1 to 570 and encodes 189 amino acids.